GUUGUUAUUUACAAAUGAGCGUACGGCUCUGAAAGGGCAGGGCCAAACUGCCCCAAUCUAAAAAUGUACAAAGAUGCCCUUUUGGCUGCGGCGAAUGUUUGGAAGCCCGAGUUGUACAAAAUACAACUCGAGGCUCCAACUCCUAAGCCUGUGCUAUGCGAGCGCAAUGACAUUAUGGGGCCCACUCGAUACGGAAAGGAAUACCACGGCAAAAUGGACCACAAAGAGUGCACCGAACUGUUGAAAGACAAACCGGACGGGAGCUAUCUGGUGCGCCGUAGCCCGGGGGCCGACAAUUACUACACGCUCAGUUUGCGCUUUGGGCAGGAUACCAAACAUUUUAAAAUAUUCUAUUGCCCGGAGAAGGGUCACUUUCUUCAGGAAAAUUUUAAAAAGUUUGAAACGGUACAGGACAUGGUAGCCGACGGGUUGGUCAAUUUCUAUAUGCGCCUGCACGCCGCACCAAUCUUGAAGGAAAUGAUGAGCCAAACUAAGAAAUGCUACGAACAGAGUCCGUACAUGACGCUCCACCGGCGUAAGCUGCGUUCGCUGUGCAAAUCGAGCAAGUUGUCGAUGGUGCAGGACAGUGUUGAGUCGGCAGACACUGAAAUCGCCGACGAGCAGGACGACGGUAAUGGUGGUGAUGGCAAUGAAGCGUUGAUUGAAAAAUUGGAGCUGUACGAUAAUGAUUACCCGGAGUACGAGAAGCAGCACGCGUUUAAAACACACACCUUUAAGGGGUUGAAUUGGUGCGAGUUUUGUGCUAACUUUCUUUGGGGUUUCACAUCCCAAGGAGUAAAAUGUGACGAUUGCGGUUUUAUGGCACAUUUUAAGUGCUCGGAGCUGGUACCAGCCAAAUGUUUACCGGACUUGAAGCGGCUCCGUGGCAUAUUCGGAGUCGAUCUGACCACGCUGGUGACGGCGCACAAGUGUCGCAUUCCUUUCAUUGUGAAAAAGUGCGUCGAGGAGGUCGAAAAUCAUGGUAUGCUGCAGGAAGGCAUCUAUCGAAUUUCGGGAUUUGCCGAUGAGAUCGAAGCACUCAAGAUGGCACUGGACAAGGAUGGCGAAAAGGCGGAUGUGUCCGCGCAGAUGUACAGCAACGUAAAUGUGAUCGCCGGAGUACUCAAGCUGUACUUACGGCUGCUCCCCGUUCCUUUAAUAACUUUCCAAUCAUUCCCACUGUUUAUGGAAGCGAUGCGCGAAAAAUCGAUCGGCGAACAAGUGAUAGCUUUGCGAAACGCUGUGAAAGCGUUGCCUCCGGCGCAUCUGCACUGUUUAAAGUACAUUCUGGAGCAUCUGAAUCGCAUCGCUUCGCAUCACGCAAUCAACAAGAUGAACGAGCAUAAUCUGGCCACCGUGUUUGCGCCAACGCUUAUAGCCACACCGCAGCAUAUGACCGAUUUGUCCCAGGAGAUCAGCAUGCUUGCCGCCUUGAUCAGUCACUGUCAUGCAAUAUUUUUGUAAUACACUUGAAAAAUCUAUUUAACCAGUAGCAGAACAUAACAGCGUAAAGCGAAAAAACAAUCACAUCUUCAUCAUAUACGUAGGAACGGGUCCGGUUUUUGUCGGAUGCUGCGUACCGAUGUCUUUCGGUAUGAAUGCAUAUUAAUCGAUCACCUACCAACCAAUUAAGGUAUUUUUAAAUUUGCACCUAACACGUACUCUGCAAAGCAAAGGUUUAUGUAUGUUACUCAUUUUUAUGCAACUAUCUAUAGAUUCCUUAUUUAGGUUAGUUUGUGUUAUGCAUUUCUUCACAAUACUGUAAUAAAUGUUCCAAAGGCGUUCAUUGGAAGCCUUCUGACCAAUA
Anopheles coustani is the source of this 1807-nucleotide messenger RNA. RefSeq names its product beta-chimaerin (gene RhoGAP5A). The transcript is spliced from 4 exons. Lineage: Eukaryota; Metazoa; Arthropoda; Insecta; Diptera; Culicidae. The record is from RefSeq and is a predicted model, not a curated record. The coding region runs from base 64 to 1464 and encodes 466 amino acids. Gene Ontology annotation, molecular function: GTPase activator activity. Gene Ontology annotation, biological process: signal transduction; regulation of GTPase activity.